Molecule: messenger RNA, 892 nt
Organism: Vigna angularis (adzuki bean)
Lineage: Eukaryota; Viridiplantae; Streptophyta; Magnoliopsida; Fabales; Fabaceae
Product: pathogenesis-related thaumatin-like protein 3.5
Exons: 2
Coding region: 29-793 (254 amino acids)
Biological process (GO): defense response
Cellular component (GO): extracellular region
Source: RefSeq, a predicted model, not a curated record
CACUUUGUUGCAUUUCCAAUCAUAUUUUAUGUUUUUCUCUAUGAAAGUGAUGGGCCUCAAUCCAAACUCAAAACCCUUUGCAUUUGCACACUUCCUCCUCUUCUUAUUAGGUAAUGUAGCAUCUGCCGCAGUGUUCACCCUCCAAAACCGUUGCAGUUACACAGUUUGGCCGGGGACACUUUCCGGCAACGGUGUCGCCACUCUCGGCGACGGCGGUUUCCCCCUGGAGCCGGGUGCGGAGAUUCAGUUCACCGCACCAUCUGGCUGGUCCGGCCGGUUAUGGGCCAGGACCGGCUGUAGCUUCGACGGAUCCGGCAUCGGAACAUGCGUCACCGGAGACUGCGGCAAUGGACUGCGGUGCAGCGGGGGAGGCGUUCCACCGGCCACUCUGGCAGAGUUCACCAUCGGAUUCGCCGGUAACGGCGACAAGGACUUCUACGACGUGAGUCUUGUGGACGGUUACAAUGUAGGCAUCGGCGUGCUGGCUACCGGAGGAACCGGUGACUGCAAGUACGCAGGGUGCGCGGCGGACUUGAACACAGUGUGUCCGGAGGAAUUGCAAGUGAGAGACGGCGGCGGCACGGUGGUUGCGUGCAAAAGUGCGUGCGCCGCGUUUAACACGUCGGUGUUUUGCUGCACCGGCGAGCACGGAACGCCGCAAACGUGUUCGGCGACACAUUAUUCGGAGAUUUUCAAGAAUGCGUGUCCAACAGCGUACAGUUACGCUUACGAUGACGCUUCCAGCACUCGCACCUGUUCUGGAUCUGAUUAUGUAAUCGCCUUUUGCCCUUAAUAGUCUCACACUUACUUUUUUUAAUGUAAUAAAUUAAUAAUUUCCCACGCAUAUAAAUCAGUGCCCACUAAUAAAUAUAUGAUACUUUUUCUCACACAA